Molecule: messenger RNA, 1795 nt
Organism: Amphibalanus amphitrite
Lineage: Eukaryota; Metazoa; Arthropoda; Thecostraca; Balanomorpha; Balanidae
Product: frizzled-10-like
Exons: 2
Coding region: 35-1795 (586 amino acids)
Biological process (GO): non-canonical Wnt signaling pathway; canonical Wnt signaling pathway
Cellular component (GO): plasma membrane
Molecular function (GO): Wnt receptor activity; Wnt-protein binding
Source: RefSeq, a predicted model, not a curated record
UGGGCGGACGUGUCACACUGAGCGGAGAGGAGAGAUGGGUGCGCUGUGUUUGCUGUUGGUGCUUCUGUCGGCCGCCGGCUGCUCGGCGCUCGAGGGGCCGCGCCGGCACAAGUGCGAGCCCAUCACGGUGUCCCUGUGCCGGGACAUGCCGUACAAUGUGACCAGGAUGCCCAACCUGCUGGAGCACGAGACGCAGGAGGAGGCGGCAGCCAUGCUGCAGCAGUUCGUGCCACUGGUGGACUCCCACUGCAGCAGUCGGCUCAAGUUCUUCCUGUGCUCGCUGUUCGCGCCCAUGUGCUCGGAGAUGGUCGACGCUCCCAUACCCAGCUGCCAGUCCGUCUGUUUUGACGUGCGCUCGCGCUGCCUGCCGCUGCUGCGCUCCUUCGGUAUCGGCUGGCCGGCCAUGCUCAACUGUUCGCGCCUGCCGGCCGCCGGCCACGAGCGCAGGGAUGGACUCUGUAUGGCGUACCCGACUGGCGAGGGUGAGGGCACCUCGCCGCCCCCACCACCUCCCCCUCCAGUGGACAGGCGCCGGCUGAUGGCCCGCUACCCUCACCUGGACUGGAGCAGUCUGCUGCAGCCGACAGAAGUCCCCGGUGCGCCGGCAGACACCUCCUGCCCGCCCGGCUACCUGCGAGUGGCCGGCGCGGCGGACGGCGGUGCGCGGGCCGCCUGCAGAUCCGCCUGCGGCGCCAAUCUGCUCUUCACAGGAGCCGACAAGCGUCUGGCCGAACUGUGGCUGGCCGCCUGGUCGGCACUGUGCCUGCUCGCCAGCCUGUUCACGGUACUGAGCGUGUGGCUGGGCGCCGCGCGGCUCGAGUACCCGGCCCGGCCGCUGGUGUUCCUCUGCGGGUGUCAGGCGCUGUGCGCUCUGGGAGUGCUCACUCGACUGCUGCUGGGAGCUGAGAAGGCCGCCUGUCACGCAGUGCCCGACGGCGGCUUCGUGCUGGCCGCCGGAGGUCUGGACAGCGCUGGGUGCAUCGUCACCUUCCUGGUGCGGUACUACUUCGGUGUGGCAGCGGCGCUGUGGUGGGCCGCGCUGGCUGCCGUCUGGGCUCUCCGAUUUGCCAGGGGUUGGAGCCGGCAGGCGCUGCGUCACCUGGCGCCCCGGCUGCACGCGCUCUGCUGGGGCGCGCCGGCUGUACUGGCGGCAGCCGCGCUCACCGCGCAGACCAUCGGCGCCGACGAACUGACGGCGCUGUGUCAGGUGACGCGCCGGCCACUGCCGCUGCUUACGCUGCUGGCGCUGCCACUAGCGCUGGCCCUGCUGGCAGGCGCUGGCUGCCUGGUGCUGGGCGCCUCUGCGCUGGUCGCCAGCCGUCGGCAGCUGCAGAAGUCGGCCGGUUCGCCGGUGCCGGCCGGGACGGCGUCGAGCAGCGCGCGGCGACUCGGGGUGUUCCUGGCGGUGACGGCUGUCUCGGCGGCUCUGACGCUCACCUGUCUGGUGUACGAGGCCGUGCAGACGGAGCACUGGGAGGCGGCGGCACUGCGGCGCGCUGCCACCUGCCAGGAGCCGGCCGGCUGUCCCCCGGAGGUGUCUGUGGCGCCGGUGGCCGUACCGCUGCUGCGGCUGGCCGCUACUCUGGUGGCAGGAGUAGCCAGCGCUCCCUGGGUCUGGUCGGCAGAGACUGCCGCCGGCUGGGCGCGGCUCGGUCACCUGCUCUGCUGCCGCCGGCCGACCGCCGAUAAGACGGCAGCCUACCUACCGGGACGGAGGGGACCGUCUGCCGCCGGGACCGGCCACCUGCAGGUGCUACCGGCUCCUGGGACAGGCCGUCGCGUGUCGCCCGUCUGA